AUGGAACCAAUUAAAUGUCAGCAGCCUGAAUUUGUUCCAAGCGGCGGCCACCGCACCCCUUUGCCGGAGAGUCCUCGAGUUCCUAUGGAGUUUCUGUCAAGGUCAUGGAGUGCUUCAGCUCUUGAAGUCACAAAAGCUAUUGCACCAACUCAUUCUCAACCACCUCUUUCAUCAUGCAUGCCUUCAAAUGGUUCUGGUUCUAUUCCUGAAGAAACCAGUAUCUACUCUAUCUCUGAAGAGCUCUCUACCAUGUCUAAGAAUCAGUUUUCUUUCACUUCCUCUGCUACUUCACAGCUCGUCCUUGAACGCAUUAUGUCACACUCUGCUAGAGAGGAAGUGUCACCGUUAACAUCAGGUAGAUUAUCUCACAGCAGUGAGCCUUUGAAUGGUAAUGGUUCAUUAACAGGAACGGACAGUCCACCGAUUUCUCAUUCAGAUGAAUUUGACGAUGUUGUCAAGUUUUUUCGGGCAAACAAUUCCAUUCACCCAUUAUUCAAUGGUGGAAGAGCAAACGGGGCCAUUGGCAAUGUCACAUCCAGUUCAAGACCUAAAACUGUAGGAAGGUGGUUGAAAGAGAGAAGAGAAAAAAAGAAAGAAGAAAACAGAACACAUAAUGCUCAGAUGCAUGCUACUAUUAGCGUGGCCGCAGUUGCUGCUGCUAUAGCAGCCAUUGCAGCCGCAACAGCUGCCUCAUCGACACCAAACAAGGACGAGAAGAUGGCCAAGACUGACGUGGCUGUUGCUUCCGCUGCCACGUUAGUUGCUGCACAAUGUGUGGAGGCUGCUGAAGCAAUGGGAGCUGAGCGCGACCACCUUGCUUCGGUGGUCAGCUCAGCUGUGAACGUCCGUUCUCACGAUGAUAUAUCUACUCUUACUGCUGCAGCUGCCACAGCUCUCCGAGGAGCGGCGACAUUAAAAGCUAGAGCUCUGAAGGACGUAUGGAAUGUUGCUGCAGUAACACCACUGGAGAAAGGAAUAGGGGGCAUGACAAUAAGUGGAAAAGGGAACAACAUAAACAACAGCAACAGCAGCACCAGUGACAGUGGAGAAAUUAUAAAUGCAGAUAAUUUUACAGGUUCCGCUAUUGAAGAGCUACUUGCAAAGGGCAGUGAAUUGCUCAAACGCACCCGUAACGGCGAUCUCCAUUGGAAAAUAGUUUCUGUUUACAUACAUCGAACCGGACAGGUAAAGCUAAAAAUGAAGAGCAAACUUGUUGCAGGAAAAAUUACAAAAAAGAACAAGAAUAUUGUGCUAGAUGUGUGCACAGAUUUACCAGCAUGGCCAGGAAGAGAUAUUUUAGAAGAUGGAGAAAAACGACACUACUUCGGAUUGAAAACAGACACGAGAGGAAUCGUCGAGUUCGAGUGUAGAACUCAAAAAGAAUAUGAUAUAUGGACGCAAGGAGUUUCUAGGCUUCUGUCAAUCGUCAGGCAAAGACAAAACAAAUACAACAAUUGA
Molecule: messenger RNA, 1458 nt
Organism: Lathyrus sativus (Indian pea)
Lineage: Eukaryota; Viridiplantae; Streptophyta; Magnoliopsida; Fabales; Fabaceae
Source: the annotation of a GenBank genome assembly